AUGGCUCCCGACCCGAACAAGGCCGCCCACUACAUCAAGGCUCUCGACGAUGCGAGAUGCGACGGCAAUUGGAGCGCUGUUCCCGAGUUCGUCCGCAAGAUCAGGAAACAUGCGCCUGACCGAACCUGUCUGACCUUGGCCGCCGAAACCGAAUGCGCAAUUGCAAAAGCGACCGAUCCCUCAGGCGCGGGCCGACCAGCAACUGCCGUAUCCGCGAAGGACCUCGAUGCUGCGAAUGUCAUCACGAAGCUCGAAGCGGCCGUCGACGGAGAGUCACGGUUCCCAGAGGACAGGUUCCAGGCUCAGGUCUGCGCUGGCUUGCUGCAUUGGGUGGUUGGCGAGUUCGAUCAGGCUGCCGCGAAGCUGCCAUCGAACCUCGAGCAGGAGCUUGCGCAGCUCAGCUCUACCGAUACGCUCUCCGAAUGGACCAACAUCAGCGCAUUGAAGGCUGCUUUCAUCAAGGCCAACUGCCUGUCUCGAAACAAUGAGACCGCUGAGGCCCUGGUCGUUUUUGACUCUGCGCUGCCAUCCGUUUCCGCGCCUUCGGCAACCCGCAACGCCCACAAGCAAUUCAGAGUAUGGUCGGAGCUCUUCCUGACGGAAUACUGUGUGCUGCACAGCCUAGCUCUGCGCUCAAACGAGAGGUCGCUGGAGGAUCCGAACUCACUCGCCUGCUUCCGAUCAUGGGCCAGAUACUGGGAGUCGAUGACGGGACCUGUCACAGGAGGGUAUGGAUAUAGGGGUUCCGUGCCAAGGCGACAGGUGUGGUUAGAAUACUACCUGGCUCUCACGAAUAUUCUCGAGCUAGAUCUGCCCUUCCCGACAGGGUUCCUCGGCAAGAUCACCAAAGAAUCCUCAGCACGGAACCAGAUGAGAAUCGAGCUUAAGAAGACUGAAGCGGCAUACCAAGCGCUCCUGAUUGGCGAAACCACCUUCCCUAAAGCCGAUGAAACCAGGGAAGAGGUUGAAUCAUUCGUAAGGACUGUCGUCAGCAACUGGUCUAUCCUUUGCGGCCGCGGUUGGAAAGAACAGGACCUUGGUCAAGGAGGACGCGAGAGCCUCAGCAGAGGUGUUCUCGAUACUCUCUACGACUGCGCAACCAAGACGUACCACUCCACUGCCAUCCUUCGCUGUCUGUUUACGGUUCAUCUUGCGGUGGCCGAGUUUGAUCUCGCUUUCAAGGCCUUCGACUCAUACCUGGAUCUGGUUAAGCACGGCAAGGCCAGAGUCGACAAAACGGGCCACCUCGAGGCCAAUCUCGACGAUGACGGGACGGUGCUCGAGACGAUGUCGCAAUGCAUUCUGGCUUUGUGUCGCUACGGUGGGAAAGACGCCGUCGAGAAGGCUCGUGACAUUGGCAAUGUGCUCGAGGACUGGUUGUUCAGACUGCCGCAACUGAAGAAUGGUGUCGAGAACGAGAACAGUGUCCCGGAAGAGGAUGAGACGACUACCAUUCACCCCAAGAUCCGCCCCCACCUGAUUGCGCUGUCGUGGCAAGCCAUUGGUCUCUCGCAGGCCCACUGGUCGAGAAUCACACACGACGCAGCGUCACGAACCGAGAUUCAGACAAAGGCAAUCAGGUGUCUGAGAAAGUCGCUUUCCCCAGAGCUGGGCCGCACUAGAGAUGUCCGCAGCCUCUUCGCCCUGGGUCUUUUGUUGGCUGAGCGGCGGGAACUUACCCCCGCAAUCGACAUUGUGAAGACAGCUCUGAUAUCCAACAAGUCUGCGGACGAAGAGCAUAGCCUCUAUCACGGCCCCUUCUGGCAGGAGCGCUCUCUAGUUCCCCUUUGGCAUCUCUUGGCCCUCCUUCUGAGUGCGAGACAAGAAUAUAACAUGGCUGCCAAGGCCUGCGAGGGCGCUUUUGAGCAGUUCCGUGACCCCUCUGUCCUAUUCGGACGGCAGGAUCUCCACUUCAAGAGUGAGCAUCUGAAUGAUGCCGAGGCUCAGGACGAGAAGAUUGCCAACGAACGUAAAGGGGUCGUGGACGACAUGGACGACACGGAGAGAGAGAGCAUUCUCGAGGUCAAGAUGACGCAGCUCGCACUGGUUGAGCUUCUUGAGGGUCCCGAUGUGGCUGUUAACGCAAGCUCCGAAUUGUUGUCGCUGUUCAACCGGCUUUUCGGAAGCCUCGAAGCCAAAUCUACAGCGCAACCGCCCAAGACGGGGGCCACCAUGCUCCCACCAAAGAGCUCGGCAGGCACGUUGAGGAGUCUGAAGGGCAGCAUCUUUGGUUCGCAGCGAACGAGGAGGGCAAGCAUAGCGGAGACUGAGAGGACAGCGCGCCCAAUGACUACUCAGACCUCUGCAAGUAUCGCGCCGACCAUCCAGGUCACUCAGGAGAACGGAUCGCCAAACGAAAAGCGAUCGCGCAGACUUUCUAGCGUCACCCGCCGGGCAAGAAGCGAGUCUGGCAAGAGGCACAGUCUUCGCAAGCGUGAUAGCAGCGGCGGCCGCAAGAGGACAUCAAGUGUUAGUAGCGCAGGCACGAACCCUCACGCGCCAACUGUUCUCGAUGGCGAGGUGUAUUUCACCCCCGCGGACGAGCUGCAACAAAGCGAGUUUCCGCUUGGAAACCGUCAGGCCUCCACGGCAUCAACCAUCUCUCGGGGCCGGUCACUCCAUCACCUUGAGUCUUAUACUUCUCAGAAGUCACGGUCUACCAACUUUUCCGAAAUCUCUGCCAGUGCUACAUAUACCAUCUCGAACCCCUUGCCAUUAAUACACUUUCCUCAGGACCUGGAGCGGAGACAACGGGCUGCUCUGCUGGUCAAGGUGUGGUUGAUGAUUGCGGGUUUCUAUCGCCGGGCGGGCAUGUUUGAGGACAGCAAGGGCGCCAUCUCGGAAGCCCAGAAGCUCGUCGGCAUCCUCGAAGCCGAGGUUGCCAAAGAUCCUACCGGCGCUUUGUCUUUGAAGGGCGAUGGCUGGGCGGAAAAGAAAGGGGUUGACGAACUGCUCGGAGACGUUUGGGCGGAGUUGGGAUAUCUCUCGUUGGCCAAGGGAUCGCCGUACCUCGCGAGGUCAGACUUUGAAAUGGCCCUCACCCACUUCCCAGAUCACGCUGCUGCGAUCGUGGGCUUGUCCAAUAUUCUGCUCGAUAUCUACACCGAGAAGGUCUUGCCGCCGCCGGCAGUUCCGGUGCUGAGCGUGCCAGAAAACAUCUCAAGUCUGUCACUGCCAGCGCCAGAUCUGCCCAAGAUCUCGGUACCGCAGCACGGCCUCCCGUCAGAGCCACUCGGACUGGGCUCCAGUGCGUCGGGCUCAGGCGUCGGCAAGACGAGUGCGCAUCAGUCAGCAACGACCGCUUCAUCCAUCAAGUCUCUGGAAAAGGCAGAGUCGGACGAGAAACUACCUGCGCCGUACAAGGCAGCUUCACUGCCAAAGAUUGACCGCCUCGCGGCGCGCGACCGUGCCUACGGUCUCUUGUCGUCGUUGACAAAACUAGGUAUCGCCUGGAAUAACUCGGAGGCCUGGUUCGCGCUGGCCAGGGCCCACGAGGAGAGCGGCCAGAUCGACAAGGCGAAGGAGGUGCUCUGGUGGUGCGUCGAGCUCGAGGAGCACACGGGCGUGAGGGAGUGGCAGUGUCUUGGAAGCGGCGGAUACGUGCUCUAA
Molecule: messenger RNA, 3609 nt
Organism: Colletotrichum siamense
Lineage: Eukaryota; Fungi; Ascomycota; Sordariomycetes; Glomerellales; Glomerellaceae
Gene: ypp1
Product: putative cargo-transport protein ypp1
Exons: 4
Coding region: 1-3609 (1202 amino acids)
Molecular function (GO): protein binding
Source: RefSeq, a predicted model, not a curated record